UUGCAUAUUUGAUAAAUAAACAUCUGUGAUUAUUUUGUGUUGUAAAUAAUUUUAUUCAGUGUUAAAUCAUGGAACUACUAUAUGUGAUAGUAGAAAAUUAGUGAUACUGUAUUAUUUAAAUUCAUUAAUAGUAUAAAGUGUACUCCAUUUAUUUUGUGGUUUAUAAACUUAGGAUUUACCUAACCUUAAUGUUCAUAUGAAAAUGUCUCCUGAAAUCAAUGGAAACCCACCAAGUGUAACAAAACGUAAGAAAAACCGCGAUAAGAAUCCUUCCACCAGUAACACAAGUAAUUUUGAUCCAAAUAUGUCUAACUGUAACUAUUUUCCCAUAAAUUCUCAUCCAUAUCAAAAUCUCAGUAUUCCUGACAUAUCGGCUUAUUAUUCUUUUUUAAAUUAUUCGAAUCCGUCUGAACCAAUGUCUUUACCAAUUUAUCCUAUGAAUUAUCCAAAUUACAGUUACCCAAAUUUGAAUUUUAUGGGAAGUGUUAGUACUCCGAAACAUAUGUCAAUGGUAAAUAACAUGUCCCACUUAAAUGGCGAUACAACUGAAUAUUUAAGUCUACCAGUGGUAAAUUCUGAUCAAAAUGAUGAUACAACAAAGAGACGGUUUUCUGACCCAGGGUUGCCCAAUGAAAGCGAUUCAAGUUCCAAUUCAUUUGAGGAUCGUAUAAUACAAAAAUUAACACAACAAGUGAACUCAUUGAAAGAAAACAACAGAAAACUUUCACGUGAAGUUAUGGAAAUGAGAAUUGAAUUAAACAUGAUUAAACAGCAACAGAAUUUAAGACAUUAUGAUCGAGAUUAUGAACCAGGAAUGUUGGCUGAUGUCAUUAGAGAAGUACGAGAUGCAGCUCGUGUUAGAGAGGAUGCACUUUUAGCUAAAGUUAAGCAUAUAAUAGAAGAAAAACAACUAAGCAUGAACCAUAUGAACUUGGUAACGGAGAAAAACAGAAACAAUGACAGGAUAGCCAAAAUAGAAGAGCAGUUGAAAGGCCUUAGUUUAAAUCAAAGAUCUGAAGGUACUGUAACCCCAUCGCCAACGUCUGUAACAGAGGAUAGUUCUAAUACUGCACGUCAAGUACUUGAAUUGGAACGCGAAGCUUUAGAAUUGAGAAGAGAACUACAAGACACGCGAGCAAAAAAGGAAGAAUCUGAACAAAAAUUAUUACAGUUGGAUAAGAAACUCUCAAGCAUUUUGCGGCGUAACGAUAUCAGCACAUCGGAUAUUUCAGAAGAUGGAAAAACUGCCUCUGUCGAAAGUCUCUCUAUUAUAACUACAACUUCUUCUAUAUCUCAAGGUACUCCACGGGUAACCUUGUCAGGACCCGUGACAGAUUUGUAAUUUUUCAUACUUAUGAAAGUUAUUUUAUAAGAAUGUGCCGUAUUAUACAGAGGGUAUCCAAGAAGUCUGUACACAUUUUGAGAGUAUAUUGUAGUUCUCAAAAUUAUAAAGCUGACACAUACCUAUUUUAAAGAACCCAUAAGAAAAUUCCAAUUUUUCCUAUGAAAUUAAGACUGUAUUACAUAGAAAUAUAUAAGAAAUAUUGAAUAUUUUGCAACUAAAAAAAAUUGGUGCAUUAUGUAUUUUCGAUCCAUAAUUGAAAGAUGUGGAAUUUUUAAUAAAGCCAGUUAUUUUAAAGUGCAUUACAUUUAAAUGCAAAAUAUUCGUUUAUACUGGCAUGAUUUUCUGUUUUUAAAAAUGAAAGGUACAUCGUUACUACUGUCAAAGCUUGUAUAGAUUUCUUUCAAAUAAACUCUGUAUAAGAUUUAAAAGACAACUUUGAUCGUAUGUUUUUUUUUAAUAUCAAAUGUCUAAAAGACGUGCCUUAAAGUACAACUUAUAGUAAUUAAUAUUCUGGAAUAUUGUUGCCAUUUUUAUAAAACAACUUCUAUAUCUACCCACAAUCAGAAUUGUUAUUAUACAGCCUUCCAGAAUUCAAAAUAAUGCUAUGUUAUACCCUCGGUUACACCCUCAUAUACUCAUCGUCUCGUAAAGCAGUAAGUAGGUAUUUUGUACAAAUUUUUUGUAAACUAAUACAAAUUUGGAGAUAUGUAUAAAUAACAUGACUUCCCUAAAUGAAAAUAUGUUUUUUUUUUAUUUUCCAUUAAAAGUUUAAUUUCCACUGAAAAACUUCCUUUAUUAAAAUUGACAUGUAAAGUUCAAAUGAGUUAAUUCUGAUUUCUUACAAGGAUAUGACAGUUUAAAGAUGACAUGUUGACAACAAUUUUGAAUAUAUUUUAAACAGUUGAAGGGGUACUAAAUCCAAUUUUUUUCGGUCACCAUUACCUUUUCAUACUACUUUGAACUUACAUUUCUUAAAAAUAAAAGAAAUUUGACAUUUUUUAUCUAGAUAACUAUGAAAAAGUGGGAUCCACGUAAUCCUUCUUUUUAUGAAACUAUAAAUAUGAGUCAUCAUUAACCAAAAACGUGCACCAAAAAUGGUACAAAUGCCUCAUCUCGUUUAGAAGAUAUUAAAAAAAGUCAUCUUCAAGUUGCUAUAUGUAUCUUCGUGAGUCAAAAGUGACUAGUUCUUUUGAAGAGGCACCCUGUAAGAGUAUACCUAGUAAAUGAACAUCUUUAGUAAAAGAGAGAGAAGGGACAUUUAUUGAUUGGUACAAAUUCAUAUUGGAGGUAUAUACUGGAGCAGUUUUUUAAUAAAUUCUGGUAGGCUUGUUAUAAUAAACAUUUUCUGUGUAAGAUAAGUACUUAAAUUCUGAUCAAAAGAUUAAUGUGUGUCCAGGGUAAAAAAUUGUAUCUAAAACUAAAUGCAAGGUAUGUACUGCUUUAUCAACUAAUAACCGGAGAAAUGUCACUUUAGUAUUUAUUGUAGUAAAAAUAUAUUGAAAAAUCUCAAGCAAUCGAAAACGUAUUCCAUCCAAGUAGAUAUGUAGAAAUAUCAUGCCCUAGUAGUGUGCCUUCUAUUGUUAACAUCAUUAGUUUAAAAAUUUUCUUUGUAUUUACAUAGAUACUUCAGAACCUUGGAAACAAAAUAGACAGGUAUGGGAGUUUUUUUUAAUUUUUAUAUCAUUUUAUGUAAGCUUUUAGUUGUAAGUAAUCAAUUAAUUAAUUUGACUGAUUAAUUUGUAACAACAUUGUUUAAAUAUCACGCUAAUAUUUAAAAAAUGUUAAAUAUGAUAAUAAACACAUUUGAUUUGAAUAUUAAUAAUUAAAAAAAUAAUUAAUUUUAAAUUCAGUGUAAAUACAAUCUACUUAACAUUUCCAUAUUACUUGUCAAGAUGAGCAGGAAAUUUAAGUUUUAGUCAAAUAAAGGUAAAAGAAAAAAAUAAUACUUAUAGGAAGUGUUGCACUAAUUGCCAAUAUUCAUUUAAAGCUAUUGAAAAAUUAUUAAGUUAAUAAGAUUUUAUAUGGAACGUUUUUUUUGUUGAAAAAUAUUGAAAACUGUUUUGAAAAAAAUAGUUAAAAAAAUAUUCAAAAUGUUGAUGAUUGUCCAAAUUUUGUUUUCUAUUUAUGUACACAAUUUGCAUAAAAACCACCACAUAGUCUUAUUUUUUAGACAACCUUUUCUUGAUGAAGAUAUUUGUUAAGUAGAGAUAGUGUUAUAAAAAAUAAUUUUACCGAAUAGUUUUGAAAACAUUGUCCUUUUUUUAUUGCCCUCUUGUACCCUAUCUAGAUAUUUUAGAUAAUAGUAAAUUUUAGUACCUUUUUAUAUGUAACAAUAUAUUUUUUUAAUUUGUUAUUAUGGAUAUGUACCUACUUAUAUUUCUGUGGAAAAGCCGAUUAUCAAAAUCGUGUAAUAAAUAAUUAAUUAUGUACACUUUUUAAACAACUUUUUUAAGUAUAUUUUAAAAAUUUAAUUUUGUUCCUCAUUGAAAUGGCUUUCAAUUUCAAUUAUUAUACAUGGUGUACUAAAAAGUCACCUUUAAUUUUGAAAAAUUAUUUGAAAUGCAAAACAUGGAAAAACAUUAAUAAAAUAGUGUCCAGUGGUUUAUCAUGGCAGUCAACAGUAUGAAAUACUUGCGUAAGAUCUAAGUAAUAAUAUCCUGAUUUGAUUUGAACAAAAUCAAAUAGAAUUUUUUGUUUAUUUUAUUAAAAACAAAGAAAAAACUGUAGAUUAUUAUAGGUAAUACACAUUUUACUUUCAGUUUUUUAGUUAAUACUGGUAUACUAUUGUUUCUAAAGAUAUUCUAAGAAGUAAAGUGAUACUUGUAAUUCUUUCCAUAAAUCGAAAUAUUUUUAUCUUUGAACCAAUGUUUGUAUCUCAUUUAUAUAAUUAACGAGAUCCACAGAAAUACUUAAAUUUAUUAAUUCAUUACAUAAAUUCAAUCAACAGCUGAUUUUAUCUUCAUUUAAUAACUUAUGUGAUACAAAAAAAAAUACAUUCCAAAUCGUUCAUUCAUUGUUCUAUCCUAGAUCUGAUUUAUUUUUUUUUGGAUUGUAAUGUUUCGAAUACUAUUUCGAUACUGAUAUUGUAUUAAUUUUUAAUUGGUAAUCCAAUAAUAUUUGCCUAAUGUUUAAUAUUAUUAAAGUG
This is a messenger RNA of Anoplophora glabripennis (Asian longhorned beetle), 4490 nucleotides long. RefSeq lists its product as uncharacterized. The transcript has 4 exons. The record is from RefSeq and is a predicted model, not a curated record. The coding region runs from base 197 to 1342 and encodes 381 amino acids. NCBI's taxonomy places the organism in Eukaryota, Metazoa, Arthropoda, Insecta, Coleoptera, Cerambycidae.